AUGGCACAUAUGGAUGACUGCAGAGAGUUUUGGGAUCUCUUCGAGAAAGGGAAACUUUCCUGCACCAGAGAAAAUGACCCUGUCCGGGAUUCCUCUGGGAAGCAACACAGCAAUAAGUGCAUCAUGUGUGCAGAGAAGUUCAAAAGGGAGAAUGAGCAGAAGUUAUCUAAAAACAGACAAGGAAAAGAUAAGGAUGACUGCAGUGAGUAUCGCUCCCAGUUUGAAGCUGGUGGACGACUGUCCUGCACAAGGGAGAACGACCCUGUUCGGGAUUCCUCUGGCAAGCAGCACACCAACAAAUGUCUCAUGUGUGCUGAUAAGUUCAAAAAGGAAGCUCAAAGAGGAGGUCAGUCUGGUGGAACUGCCCAGCGCAACAAACCGCUCACUUCGGAGAGAACAAACCAGAAGAGCUGCGGUGGUUCAGGAUCACAGCAGGGUGUGAAUGAGAGACGUCCCUUCUCGUCGAACAGAGGCCCACAAGGAAAUAUGGCUCAGAGCGGCAGGAACUGCAACCUGGCACCUGGCCACAAGGCGCAGAACAGAGACACCGACACCUACCAGCUGCUGGACUGUGAUCGAAUUCUGCACGGGGUAAAGGGUGGAAGGAUUUUCUGCAGCAAAUCCUCACAACCAGUCUGUGGCACUGAUGGGAAAACAUACAAAAAUGAAUGUGACUUGUGUUCAGCUGCCAUGAGAGCUUCAAACUACAUCACGGUAAACUAUCGAGGUGAAUGCCGAAAGCCUGCACCUGAAGUGAAAUAAUGGAGUUCAAACUGCCAGCAAACACCAGGGAUCUGCUGUGACCAAAGGGCAAGUAAAGGAAGAGUUGAUGUCAAGCAUCAGGGGAGCUGCUGAGUCCCCAGGACUGCCAGAGCUGCCUUCAUUCC
This is a messenger RNA of Aptenodytes forsteri (emperor penguin), 887 nucleotides long. Its product is annotated as serine protease inhibitor Kazal-type 5-like. NCBI's taxonomy places the organism in Eukaryota, Metazoa, Chordata, Aves, Sphenisciformes, Spheniscidae. The coding region runs from base 1 to 762 and encodes 253 amino acids. The transcript is spliced from 11 exons. Gene Ontology annotation, molecular function: protein binding. The record is from RefSeq and is a predicted model, not a curated record.